AUGUUUACCACUUCAAUUCCCUCCAAGCUCAUCAAGUUGGGGAACGAGAUUUUGAUCGAAGAUUAUACCACAGGCAAAACUUUAGUCGCUGUCAUGACAUGGGUGUUAUAUGAUUACCUGUUGAGUUUCGCACUUGAGGUGGAUUAUAUCUGGUGCACUAUACUGCUGACAAAAGCUAAGUUGCGGUACCUCGGUUUGAUGCAAAUGGUGUUGAGAACAAUGAUUUGGGUUUUGAGUGCCAAGGAAUCGACUAAGGUCGUCCAUUCACAAUACUGGUCAAGCGUCUCGCACCCACAAUUACUAUGUUCACCAUGCAAGGUUUCAUCCGAUUCCUAUCACAACCUUUGGGUUCUCACGUACUACCGACGCCUUGUAGGAAUGAUGACCGUGCGGGUAUACAUACUUCUAGGAAGGUCCCAAAAACUCUUGGCCAUACUCGCCGCUUGCUUUUUAGCUGCUCAAGGAGUUAGCGCCGUUGUCGCCAUAUACUACAUAAGAAGAAGUGCUCACUUAAUAUCUGAGUCCAGUGCUGACGAUAUUAGCGUCCAUCUAUGUGAGGUAUCCAAGUCCCACACACUUUCUUGGACGUUGACAGCAACUGCAUCAUCGCGUGUUGUAUACGAAACAAUCCUCUGCGGUCUUUCUCUGGUAUAUGUCUUUAAACACCUUCCGGAGACCACCUCGUUGCGAAGGAGCCCUGCUAGAUUCGCAAACGAGCUGUGGCUGCUAAUGGUUCGCGAUAACUUGGUUUACUUCUUCGCAGUUCUCUUUGCGCAAAUCAUCAACAUCAUAAGCAGUCCUGCAAGAUCUGAAGCGACUAAGCUCAUCUUCAACAAUAUCAGCAACGAGCUCAACGCUUUUCAGUAUGCCAUGGUUGGUCCAUGGAUGAUCAUUAGCCUUCGGAAGAGCUACGAAAAAGGCAUUGCCCAGAGGACUAUAGAGUCGCAUGGGCUUUCUGACAUAGGAUUUGCGAGCGCGAGACAGCACGAAGAGCCACAUAGACUAGAAUAA
Coniophora puteana RWD-64-598 SS2 is the source of this 1011-nucleotide messenger RNA. RefSeq lists its product as uncharacterized. The transcript has 11 exons. Bases 1 to 1011 code for a protein of 336 amino acids. Lineage: Eukaryota; Fungi; Basidiomycota; Agaricomycetes; Boletales; Coniophoraceae. The record is from RefSeq and is a predicted model, not a curated record.